AUCCUCAUUUCAUGCAUGUCCAGGGGUGGCAGGUUCGAUUUUGACGAUGGAGGGUCGUAUUGUGGAGGUUGGGAAGAUGGCAAGGCUCAUGGACAUGGCAUCUGCACCGGCCCAAAGGGCCAAGGGGAGUACGCGGGCUCUUGGAGCCAUGGCUUCGAGGUGGUUGGAGUGUACACCUGGCCAAGUGGUAAUACCUACCAGGGGACAUGGGCACAAGGGAAGAGGCAUGGCAUCGGAGUGGAGAGCAAGGGAAAGUGGGUCUACAAGGGCGAAUGGUGCCAUGGUUUCAAAGGACGAUAUGGGGUUCGGGAGAGCAUUGGCAGUGGAGCCAAGUACGAAGGGACCUGGAACAAUGGACUACAAGAUGGGUACGGAACAGAGACCUACAGAGAUGGAGGUACCUAUCAAGGGCAGUGGAUUGGAGGAAUGCGUCAUGGGUAUGGUGUGCGUCAGAGCGUUCCCUAUGGGAUGGCUGCUGUUAUCAGGUCUCCCCUCAGAACUUCUAUUAACUCUCUAAGAAGUGAACAUAGUAAUGGUACAGCCAUACACCCAGACAUUCCAGCUGGAAGUCCUGCAGGAUCAAGGGGGGGCUUUGUUCUCACUAUGCAUAGUGACAAUGAUCUUCUUUCAACCAAAAACAAAAAGAAAGGGAUUUUUCGCAGAUCCCUUUUAAGUGGGCUGAAACUCCGGAAGUCCGAGUCCAAAAGUUCCUUGGCUAGCCAAAGAAGCAAGCAGAGCUCAUUUCGAAGUGAAGCUGGGAUGAGUACGGUCAGUUCUACAGCCAGUGAUAUCAAUUCCACAAUUAGUUUUGGUGAAGUUGAGACAGAUUUGUCAGUCAUUGAAGAUGAUAUAGAUGCAACAACAACAGAAACCUAUGUGGGAGAAUGGAAGAACGACAAACGCUCUGGGUUUGGGUUAAGCCACCGGUCUGAUGGCUUGAAAUUCGAAGGGGAGUGGCUGAGCAACAAGAGGCACGGUUAUGGAUGUACAACAUUUCCAGAUGGAACAAAAGAAGAAGGCAAAUAUAAACAGAACGUGUUGGUGAGUGGGAAGAGGAAGAACUUGAUUCCUCUACGGACAAGUAAGAUUCGAGAUAAAGUGGAUAGGGCAGUGGAAGCAGCUGAACGGGCUGCAGCUAUUGCCAAACAAAAAGCUGAGAUUUCUGCAUCCAGGACAUCUCACGCUAAGUCAAAAUCGGAGGUGGCUGAAACAGCUGCUCAAAAAGCUCAGGAUGAAGCGCAGCUUGCAAGGAUCACUGCCAAAGAGUUCUCACCAUCUACCCAACACCCAGGCAAUGGAAUUGAGUAUCAAAGGCCAAAACACCAGAACUCAACUGAAAAUGAGAUAGACAGAAUUUCAUCAGAAAGUCCACCUCAGGAAGAAAGUCCAGAGCUCUACAGGAAGGGAACAACACCUCCAGAUCUUACUCCAGAACACAGCCCUGUGCCAAGCCGAUCAUCCAGUUCACCAUCAACAUCACCACCAAAGUACAGAAAAAAGAAUGCAAGGCUUGUAAGACAGGUGAAUUUAGAACAUGACAAAGGGCAAGACAUUCAGGUGCUGCUGGAAGGAGGAAGGGAUGAAUACCCAAGACCUACUAACUGGAAUGAUAAGCUGCGAUCGGGCAAUCGAAGAGGAGUAAGCAAAGGAAGCAGCCACUCAAACACACCAUCAAUAGCUGAGGAGAUCAGGGAAAGAGGUACCGAAUGCAAAUACAAACACAGACCCACUGACAGAAAAGGGACAGAGUCACCGACAUUUUCAUGGACAACCUAUCGGUUGCAUAAUCAUGAUUCAGGUAGCCAGCUGCAUGAGCAGGAUGAAGAAAAACUUAGUAACUAUGAAAUGGAAAUGAAGCCCCUACAACGCAUGGAUUCCUACGUGCAAGAUACAUUUUCAGAAAAACACCACAGUAAUUUCAGUUCCAAAAACAUGAUGGAAGAUUAUCAUCCAGACUUUCUCAGCUAUGGAGUUCAGAGGCUAAAACCCACUGUACAAAAUAAAGAGAACUUCAGACCUAUGAGUCCCUCUGAGCCCAAUGUACAAAGGCUGGAGACCUUGAGAAUGAAUGUAAAGCUAGAGCCACGACCAUCAAGACACAAUAUUAGUAUGCCACCAAAUUCAAAAACAGUAACUAUCCAACAGUGCGAAGAGGAAAUGAUGAUUCAGUAUAAAUCUGAUUCAGGCUCCAAUCCUAUUCUGGUUGCUAUGGUGAUUUUGCUAAACAUCAGUGUCGCCAUUUUAUUUAUUCACUUUUUUAUUUGAAUGCCUAUUUGUCAGUUUAAAUAAGAGAAAACAUGAAAUUGCAUAAAAGAAAACUGGUGUACUUCAAUCUGAAAAAGUCAGCUUUUACUGAGAACACGGUCAACUUCUUCACACUUUGCCUUUCCUAGAUAACAAUACUGGAUUAGUCAAAAUUAAUGGCAUAAAUAAAAUAGCUCUGUGGCAUGACAGAAUGAUGAAAUAUGCUUCCCCAUUACUUCAACAAUUUAACGUGCAAUAUUUGAAGAGAAGAACUGUAAACAAACUGCGAGGAAGGUAACAUGACCUUAGUUCUGACAUCAAGAAAUUUAAGACAUCGAUAUGUCCAUUUGGUUAUCGAUGAGGAUUUAUUCUGAAUGUAUUUGAGACACUGAGUUUACAGUAUAUUGUUUUGUUGGUCUACUCAAGUGAAUUUUCAAACUACAAUUUUUUUAUUGUUAUGGAAACAUUCAAAGUAUUUUGAUUAAAAUAAGCUGCACAAGCCAACAAUUAUGCCACAGAAGUUAACUCAUUAGAUUCAUUCAUAUUUAUUUCAUAACAUUUAGCUACUUUUUUUAGAUAUAUUCUUCUGAAGACUGCAGUAGCUUAAAGGGAGAUAGAGAAUAUUUUACCUUUUGCAUAAGAGGUAUUAUUACUGCACCAAACAAAAUAAGAAUCUGUAAAUGACUGUUUUAUUAAUUCAGAGAUAUUCCUGGCUCCAAGUUGACCAUUUGAGAAAUUUAUUUCAUAAUAUAUAAAAUAUAAAUAAAAAUAAUUCUCCAGACAUGAUAAUAUACACCUCUUCAACAUUACACAAGUAUUCCAGGGCUUACUGAAUGAAUUUUGAAUUCAAGAAGACAGUUUUGGACCUGUUGUGGUAUGACACAGAGGUGGGCAGGUGCAGAAACAUAUGUGGUUGGAGACACGCUAGUUCCCUGGCUCCAAGCUGCACCUGGGCCAUUUUUCUGGAGUCCAGAUCAGGAGCACAGGAGGAAGGGUGUUGGAUAACUUAUUAAGGCUACUACUGAAGGCUGACUAGAAUUUUUCAGUGAGCUUCCAGCUGCCUGGAGGCAAUAGGCAUCAGCGUAGCUCUCUGGGUACAGCCUUCCAUGGCUGGAUUUAGGGCCAGCUCUUCAGGGGGGCAUUACAUCUCUUUCUUGUCUUCCUGGUAUCAUUUACAGGCGCAGUUCAACCCUAAACAAUGGUGAGCCGCCUGCAGGGGCCUAUUUUUCUAAACUUUAAAAAAUCUGGGAGAGGAUACAUGCAUCUUCAGGUGUCCAUAAUUACUUGUCCUGUCAUCCACCACUGCUUCCAAGCUGGAAGGCCUUGUGUUGGCUCUCCAGUUUAAAAAGGCCACCUGUUGUUCUUCAUUGUAUGAAGAGAUAGCUUCAGGCUAAUGACAAAUUGAGGGAAAUCUUAAAUGAAUGACUGUUUCCAACCACAGAAUGGAUAUCUGUCCACCAUCUGAGGCUGACUCUUGGGUUCUGAAGCUCAUGGGGAUAAUCCCACCCUGAGACUUGUGGCUUUUGCAUUUGAUUUUUAAACAACGUAUCUUGUCAAUUAAUUUUCAUAGUUCUGUAAACCACUACAAUGUGAGACUUCUUCCAAAGUUAUUGUUGGCAUGAAGUGUUGAAAUUGUUGUCAAUUUACUACUCAAUAAAUUUAAACAUAAACAGGACACAGAAUUAAUAAGAUGCAACAAUGCUGGGGCAAGGAUUGGAUAGUUCGAAAAUUUAGUCUUGGUAGUCCAACAAAAACUUGAAUUGUUAUUGAUACGUUUCUUUGAACAGAUAUCAAUUGUGUUGAAAUUCAGUUUUUCCUAAGUUUAAUAAACAAUUCUUCUUCAAUUAGAUGUUAACAAUUGAAAGCUGGUCAGCCACAGCAGAAAUUUCUAAAUUAUUAUAACCAUACAGGUAUUAUUUGGAUUCCCCUGAGUAAUUUCAGAGAAAAAUUGAUCAUACUAAUUAAUUAAUCAUGGAACAACGGCCACUCUAGAUAUUAACAAUACAUUUAUAACCAGGCAUGAGAUAUUUGGGCCAGAAUUUCAUUAUUGAGGUACAUCCCUUGAGUCUGAAAAUUGAGGCUUGGUUUCAAGAACUCCACUGCACCCAAUUUUCAGGUGCAGCAGGUGGUUUUAGGAAGAGUCAAGAUGUGGGAUGUGGUGAUGAGGGAUACAGUCAGACUUGCCAAUUCCAUAAAGUAGAUUGUAAGCCACCACGGGAGUGGGAGAUUGUUAAGGCAGACUAGUUAGAAGGUCUGUCUUAGCUCCCUGAAACUUUGUCCCAGUUGAUUUAGCUUUUACCCCUCACAUCCAUGGUACUUCAUACCAACUCAUGGCCCACUCGCCCACCCGCAUGUUCCCUCUAUUCAAGCUCAUACCCCAUGCCACAUUCAUAGCUACUCAUGCAGUAUCCACUAUCAGAAGAUCUCAGGAGCCAUGUGGAGGUGAAAAGAUUAAACCGAUAACAAUCAAGUACAGGUUUCACUCAUUCACACAUUUGAUAUUGAUAAAACUCCCAUUCAUGAAAUUCAUUAAAAAAUAUUUUACAUC
This is a messenger RNA of Rhincodon typus (whale shark), 4792 nucleotides long. RefSeq names its product junctophilin 3b (gene jph3b). Lineage: Eukaryota; Metazoa; Chordata; Chondrichthyes; Orectolobiformes; Rhincodontidae. Gene Ontology annotation, cellular component: endoplasmic reticulum membrane; plasma membrane; junctional membrane complex. Gene Ontology annotation, biological process: regulation of synaptic plasticity. The transcript is spliced from 5 exons. The record is from RefSeq and is a predicted model, not a curated record. The coding region runs from base 16 to 2265 and encodes 749 amino acids.